This is a messenger RNA of Vespula pensylvanica (western yellowjacket), 1448 nucleotides long. RefSeq names its product GATOR complex protein NPRL2 (gene Nprl2). Gene Ontology annotation, biological process: positive regulation of autophagy; cellular response to amino acid starvation; negative regulation of TORC1 signaling. The record is from RefSeq and is a predicted model, not a curated record. The transcript is spliced from 8 exons. Gene Ontology annotation, molecular function: GTPase activator activity. Gene Ontology annotation, cellular component: vacuolar membrane; GATOR1 complex. NCBI's taxonomy places the organism in Eukaryota, Metazoa, Arthropoda, Insecta, Hymenoptera, Vespidae. Bases 230 to 1375 code for a protein of 381 amino acids.
UUUUUGUUAGAUUUAAAUUCGCUAUUAUUAUUUUUCUUUUUUAUAAAUUGAACAGAUUUCGUGUAAUUGUAGGUAAAUAAGAAGUAGAAAACAUUUCAACAUUUUGACAUUCAACUAUAUCAUUCUUUGGUAAAUACAUAAACUGUACUUAUGAAUAUAACGAAUGUAAGUUCUCACUUAAACAUUAAAUCAAUGUAAUCUACCAUUUAUUUUUUAAUAAAGAAAAAAAAUGAUAUCAACUUUGGAAAUUGUGGAGGACCAAAUUCAGGAAGGACCAAUACGAUGUAUAUUCUUUUCCGAAUUUCAUCAUAUAGCUGGCCCAAAGAUUACUUGUCAGGUACCUGAUAAUUUUGUAUCAAAAGAUAUAUUUGAUAAUGUCAGUGUUUAUAUUAUACCAAAGGCACAAUUACAAAGAAGUACAAUUACUGUGACAUUGAAAGAUUAUAAAAUCUUAGGAUUUCCAGUGAAAAUAGAUGAUAAAAAAUAUGCAAGAAAUGCUUUCUAUUUUAAUUUAUGUUUUGUGUGUGAUUCAGAAGCUCGUACAGUUCAUUAUGAACCAGUAGUUAAGAAGAUGUCUGAUUUUUUGAUGGCUUUAGAAAUUGAGAACUGUUUCUUAUCUGCUUCCGAUGAUAAAACUAGAUUGGCAGAAAUGCUGGGACAUGUUAUGCAGGAAUUAAAUUUGCAUAAAAUGUGUACAUUAACGGAGGGAACAAUGACAUCACAUUUGAAAGUAGUAAAGCUAGCACCAGAACCUAAGCCAGUCCUUGAUCAUCAAGUACCAAUAUUCUUAGAAGGUAGGGAAGCAUUUCAGAGUGAUCAAUGGGAUUUAACAACUCAGCAAGUAUUACCAUAUAUAGAUGGCUUUAACCAUGUUGCUCGGAUAGCAGCAGAAGCAGACGUUGAAAAUAAUUUAGUUAAAAGCUGUGUACAAAAUUUGGCUAAUGUUUAUGCAGCAACGCCAAAACUAAAACAAUUAGCAGAGGAUAUCAAAUUACAAGAAAGAUGUAUUUCAUAUUCGUCUAAAUCUCCAAGACAACCAGCAUAUCUCAGGGAUAUAUAUCGUAUGUAUGCAAGCAUGACUCAUAGCUGUAGUAUGAGGGACUUGUGUCAACGUUUGAAUCCACAAAAUUUAAGAAUUAAUGAAAGAAGAUUGGUUCAAUUUGGUCUGAUUGAAGGUCUUAUUCGAAGGGUUUAUAAGUAUCCCAUACUUCUACCAGGAAUACCAUAUAAUGAAGAAACACGAAAUAAUCCUGUUUAUAAGUAUUUUACGGGAACAUAUAAUUUGGAUGAAAUUUGUUGUAGUACAGGUCAGAGCGUGGCACAAAUAGAAGAAAUCGUUGAACGUGAUCCAAAUAUUGUUAUGUUAUGGAAGUAACUUAGUUAUACAAAUUAUAUAUAUAUAUAUAUGUUUAUAUACAUACAUUAAGAUUUUGUAUAUUAUAGAUAAU